Camelina sativa (false flax) is the source of this 1476-nucleotide messenger RNA. Lineage: Eukaryota; Viridiplantae; Streptophyta; Magnoliopsida; Brassicales; Brassicaceae. The record is from RefSeq and is a predicted model, not a curated record.
AUGAUUGGUUGUCGAAGUAAUGAAACUGUUCACAAAAGAAAUUUCUAUGUGACAAGAAACCUCUCCUCUCCUUUGCUUAAAGGAGUCGGUCUAUCUUUCAACGAAUUCGGGAGAUUUUGCGAAAGAAACAUUAGUAUUCCUGCAUCUGGACAUUCCCUCAACGCACUGCAAACAAGUCCGAGUGUAGAAAAUCUAGGGAAGGCUCUUGAAGACGGUUUUGAGCUUGCACUUGACCAAGAAUGUGUGACGUGCAUAGGUUCUGGGGGUGCUUGUGGAUAUAAUAAGAGCUCAAGUGGAUUCAUCUGUUAUUGUGUAGAUGAACCACGUAAUGGUUCAGGAGUAGGUGGCACUCUAUUCCUGGUCCUGGUUUUAACGUUGUUUCUCCUAAUUCUACGAAAGAGAAGAACAUCGCAUGAUCUUGGUCAACAAAACCUCAAGACACUUAUUCCACAACCAAGACUCAAAGCACUUAUUACACUGAAGCAGUAUAGUUACGCACAAGUGAAGAGAAUUACAAAUUCAUUCACGGAACAGAUAGGGAGUGGCGGAUUUGGAAUUGUCUAUAAAGGAACCCUUUGUGAUGGAAGUUUGGUUGCCGUGAAGGUUUUGAAAGACCUAAUGGGUGAUAAUGGCGAAGACUUCAUCAAUGAAGUUGCAAGCAUGAGUCAAACUUCUCAUGUCAACAUUGUUACCCUCCUAGGAUUCUGCUCUGAAGGUUCCAAGAGAGCAAUUAUUUACGAAUAUCUUGAAAAUGGAUCUCUUGAUAAGUUCAUCACAGAGAAGACCUCGAUGGAUAUAGAUUGGCCGGUACUUUCUAGAAUUGCGCUUGGAGUUGCUCGUGGUUUAGAGUACUUACAUCAUGGCUGCAAAACAAGGAUUGUACAUUUUGACAUAAAACCUCAAAAUGUACUCUUAGGUGAAGAUUUUAUCCCCAAAGUUUCAGAUUUUGGCCUUGCUAAGCUUUGCGAGAAGAAAGAGAGCAUCUUGUCAUUGCUAGACACAAGAGGUACAAUAGGGUACAUUGCGCCUGAGUUAUUUUCAAGAAUGUACGGUAGAGUUUCCCACAAGUCGGAUGUGUAUAGCUACGGAAUGUUGGUUCUUGAGAUGAUAGGAGCAAGAAAUCAAGAAACGGUUGCUCAAAGCUCUGUAUCGAACACAAGCUCAAUGUACUUUCCUGAAUGGAUAUACAAGGAUCUUGACAAGGGACACUCAGGAAGGCUUAUGGAGAAUGGAAUCAGCAUCAAAGAAGAGGAGCUAGUAAAGAAGAUGACAUUGGUGGGUUUGUGGUGUAUUCAAUCUUCCCCAUCAGAUCGCCCAGCGAUGAACAGAGUUGUAGAAAUGUUGGAAGGAAACGUCGACACUAUUAAAGUCCCUCCUAAGCCUGUUUUCCAAAUUCCAUCAGCGCCAUUUGAAGAAUCUUCUUUGCUUUCAGAGGAUAUAUCGGGUUCCACUUCCACAGAUAAAUAUGUUCCAUAA